UUAAAUGUAAGUAACUGUUUAAUAUAUCAUCACUGUAGCUAUCUUUAAGUUACAAUUUAGUUCGUUUUAAAUUUGAAUUGCUAUGGAACCCGUCUUUUUAAACGUUUAUGAUAUAGUAUUUACUGCAAGUAGUGUAACAUCUAAUCUAGGAUUAGGUGUUUAUCAUUCAGGAGUUGCAGUUUAUAACACCGAAUACACAUUUUUUGGGCAUGAAGAUAACACAACAGGGGUUUUUGAAAUGUCGCCAAAUGAUGAUACACAAUUAGGGCACCAAUUUAAAUUUCGAGAAAGUAUUCUUCUUGGAUAUACAGCACUUUCAAGAAAUCAAAUUGAAGAUGUUUUGCGUAAAUUGGAAUUGGAUUUUCCUGGAAAUAGUUAUCAUUUAACAAACAGAAAUUGCAAUCAUUUCUCAAAUGAAUUUUCAAAUAUUAUUUGUAAAGAAAAUAUUCCAUUAUGGGUGAAUCGUUCAGCAUACUUUGGAAGUUGGAUUUAUUGGGGAAUUAAACCAUUUAAAUCAAUUUUUCAAUCAUGCCAAUCAAAUCCACCAAGUUUAACUCAUUAAUAUAAACGUUUCUCUUUAAAGGGAUAUUUAUAUUUGAUGAUGUGUUCAAUAAGAAAUUACUUUGUUAUAGUAAAAUCUCGAUAUAACGGAUUAAUACCUGGAAGGGAGCGUCAGUUAUAGCCAAAAGUCUUCUACUACCUUUAGUGUUAGUUCUGGUUUUAGUUUAAUGAAAAUUAUACAACAAUCUAACGCUGAAUAACAACUAAAACAAUAAAAUAACACUAACAUUAGAACUAGUUCUAGUGUUAGUUCUACAUUUAGUUCAAUAACAAUAUAUAACAAUCUAGCCCUAAAUAACAAAUAAAACGAGAAUUAACACUAAAGUUAGUUCUAAAACUGAAUACGCACGGCUAAACCCGAAACUUUCUAAUUCUAGGUCUAGUGUUACCUAGUUCUAGUUUUAGUUCAAUAAGAAUAUACAAUAUCGAGGUUUUACUAUACUUCUAUAGAUUAUAAGACUCUUCUCGUUUUGGAAUAGAUCUUAUUAUCCCCAUUUCUGAAAUUCGGAAAGAUGGUGUAUUUUUCUCGUGGAAUUUUAGGAUAAAUUGUACAUAAAAGAAGUCGAACAUCCAACAUUUAUAAUUGUAUUUAUAUUUUUUAUUAAAGUUAAUUAAUCCACUUAA
Molecule: messenger RNA, 1185 nt
Organism: Onthophagus taurus
Lineage: Eukaryota; Metazoa; Arthropoda; Insecta; Coleoptera; Scarabaeidae
Product: deubiquitinase DESI2-like
Biological process (GO): protein deubiquitination
Molecular function (GO): deubiquitinase activity
Source: RefSeq, a predicted model, not a curated record